AUCUUUUGUGUUUCACAGUAGUUUAGAUUUUCUCUGGCUUGCUGUGGUUUGUGAGUCCAGAUUACAGGGCAGGGGACCAAACCUCUGCUGUUGUCUUUCAAGCAAGAUAUGGACUCAUCCAGUGGCUUCCAGAGACGUUCAGGACUAACCAACCGAAUCUGCUGUUCUGAGCAUCCAGAUGCUGCCCUCAUAGAGGAUUACAGGGCUGGGGAUCAAAUUUGCUCAGCAUGUGGGAAGGUUAUUGGAGAUCGCGUUAUUGAUGUUGGUACUGAAUGGAGAACUUUUGGUGAUGAGAAGGGUGAUGUAGACCCAUCUCGAGUUGGAGGACCUGAGAAUCAUCUCCUGAAUGGGGCUGAUCUUUCCACUAUGAUUGGACCAGGACCCAGUCGUUCCUCCGACUUUAAUCCCAAAUACCACAACAGGAAAACUCUCUCGGGCUCUGAUAGAGCUCUCAUCAAUUCCUUCAGAGAGAUCGGGAAUAUGGCUGAUCGUCUCAAUCUUCCUCGCACCAUUGUGGAUCGUGCUAAUCUUCUUUUCAAGCAAGUCCACGAUGGAAAGAACCUGAAGGGACGAUCAAAUGAUGCUAUUGCUUCUGCUUGCCUGUAUAUUGCCUGCCGUCAGGAGGGUGUUCCUCGCACGUUUAAGGAAAUAUGUGCAGUGAGCAGUGUAAGCAAAAAGGAAAUUGGGCGUUGCUUCAAACUCAUCCUGGCAGCCCUGGAAACAAACGUUGACCUAAUAACCACUGGUGAUUUCAUGCCAAGAUUUUGCAAGAAUCUAAGGCUAGAUGUGAUGGUGCAAAGGGCUGCAACCCACAUUGCUCGCAAGGCAAUAGAGUUGGAUAUUGUCCCUGGGAGGUCCCCCAUCUCUGUUGCUGCAGCAGCUAUCUACAUGGCAUCUCAGGUGAACAUCAUUAAAGCCUUUUUAAAAAGUAAUUCUGCCUCUGAGGAUAAGCGGUCGCCAAAAGAUAUAGGCGACAUUGCUGGGGUGGCUGAUGUUACCAUUCGACAGUCCUAUAAGCUCAUGUGUCCUCGGGCUGCAGAGCUAUUUCCAGAGGAUUUCAAGUUUGCGAUACCUGUGUCCCAGCUUCCUCCUCAAUAGAGUUUAUGGACUUUAAUUGGUUAUUUGUUUGACAUGAAUAAUUAAUUAUUUGCUUUGUUCAUCAAAAGAAAAGCUCAUGUGAGGAUUCUGUGCUCAUGGACUGCAUAUAAGAUGUGAUCAGGAUUGACCUUAUGCUGUUGUCAUUUGUGUCCAUUUUCAUGUGUCAGGGAAUAUUCCAGAGUUAAGGCCAUUGAUUGAUUGAUCAUAUAUGCAGUCAAUGAGUUGUCUUAUCUCAAUCCAGAGAAGGAUCAUGUGAAGGGGCUUGUGAUGACAACUGUAUGAUGAUUUGAUUUGCAAAGGUGUUUUAAUAGUUACCACUUCUUGUUAUUCUAUUGUGAGAAAACUACCAAAAGUUCACAAUGCUUAUGUCUGGCACUUCAUGCAUUCACUUUUCCAGCAGGCACUGUAUACUCAGUAUUGACCUGCUUCAGCAUUGAUUUCUUAUUGAACUCCAUUAUCCAGGGGUCCUCCACAAAACUCUCAAAGCAGAGGCAUUGUCAUUCAUGUGCACUGCAUAUUAGCCACUUUUGCACCCUCCUAUAACAUGGAAUAAAAAGCAUAGAGCAGUGGGUCUGAGGAAAUCCAAUAUUCCCUGCUAAUCUUAAGAAAGGGAUUCAAGAGAGUUGUGGACCCAAGCAGUGAGGGAAGCCAGAGAUUAUCAGGGAUUUCAGGAGCAGGCCUAAUCCAUGUGGAGAAGUGUGUGAUGUGUAUGUGCAGGUGAUUAAAGCAUGUACUUGGGCCCUUCAUGCUUGCACAUUUUGAGGGGAACCUUGCAUUAUCAUCAGUGAAGUAAAAUAGGAACAGGACAUCCAGGUUUUCUGCAAAUUUAGUAGAAUCUCCUUGAAUUCAACUCAAUGGGUUUAGUUCUGGGUUUGGAUCCAGCUAAAUCUUUUCCUGGGUUUUUAAUGUUGCUGGGUCUACCUGCAAGGUGCAUUUCUAGCUGUUUUGUGCUUGUUAUUUCCUUUCUAGGAUUUUUGUGUUCUCCACAUCCUGCAAUUUGGUACAUUCCCUUUCCAAAGGUUUAUUAUUUUGUCAGUUUUUAAGACUAGAAUGUCUUCUGAAUCUGACAUGUUUCUACAGCAUGUAGCUGUUAUGAUCCAUUGGCACUGUCAAGCUUGCCCAUUGCUUUAUUUGUCAAAGAAACAUUACAGCAUAUUUGUGCACAAGCAUUCAAGUACCCAAAUCUAGACUUCAUGAGGAGAGAGACUCACUCUUCAGAUCAUAUUCUGCAACUCCCACAUGGUAGUUUUUUAACUCAGAGAAACAGAAUGGUAAUGACAUUGACUCCAUGUCAAUGUGCUGCCCUUGAAGUUACUGUAAGUCUUUUCCCCCCUGUUUGCUUUUCCCAGUUUUUUCUCAUCUGAGUGAAUUCUCAGUGUGGUAAAUUUGAUAUUAUACCUCAUGCUCUGCUGUUCAUAAAAUAUUCCAUGCCAUGGAUAGUCAUUUUUCAAUCUGACAUUUUACCCUUGACUUGGACACCCUGUAUGGGAAGUGCCCCUUUGCAUGAAUGUCUGAGUCAAUGAAAAAAUGUCUAACUACAGUGAAGAACACUGUAACUGGCCAUCUGCUUCCUGUCAUGGUUUCCUUCCAAUAUAGACUCAGAUGCAGGGCAACCUAAGAGUUGUCUCUGGAAGAUUUUUCAUCCAUUAGAGCAAUUCACUGGGCCUUGUGCAUGUCCUUGCACUUUGUCUGAGACUGUAUUACUGCACCACUGUGGAUUGACGACCCUGGUGCUGCUUAAUAUAUUGGUUUUGAAAGGGUGCCACUAGGCUACCAUUCCUGUCAAAGUGGGAGGAUUUGUGCCAUUGUCAUAGUUUAGAGUUAGCCUUAUUCUUCAUUAGAAGAUUCCCCUUGAUAUGUGUCAGGUGGUGUUUUGCAUUCAAUAGAACUGUGGAGAUCAUACUUUGCUAUACCAUUCUUUCUUUUCUGAUAAUGGUUUUUGCUAGGAUUUGCUAUUUACAUCAACUGAGAUCAUCUGACUGAAAUGUCAGGUUUGGGACCAUCAUGAGCAAGAAUGGGAAGUGGAGCUUCCAGGAAGAAUGGGCUGAAGUGUCCCAGCUGCAUACUGUUCACUGGGAAUUGUGGUAAGAAAAUUUAAACUUGGACCUUUUGAUACUAUGAUCUUGUUGAACAAAACUCCUCAUUCUAUUCUGAAGGCAACUGCAGAGUCCAUAUUUUGUGAAUCUCUUUCUUAUAAUUAAAUGAAAUUCUGCCAUCUC
Darwinula stevensoni is the source of this 3317-nucleotide messenger RNA. The record is from the annotation of a GenBank genome assembly. Lineage: Eukaryota; Metazoa; Arthropoda; Ostracoda; Podocopida; Darwinulidae.